Molecule: messenger RNA, 1399 nt
Organism: Acromyrmex echinatior (Panamanian leafcutter ant)
Lineage: Eukaryota; Metazoa; Arthropoda; Insecta; Hymenoptera; Formicidae
Gene: Nse1
Product: SMC5-SMC6 complex component Non-SMC element 1
Biological process (GO): double-strand break repair via homologous recombination
Cellular component (GO): nucleus; Smc5-Smc6 complex
Molecular function (GO): ubiquitin-protein transferase activity
Source: RefSeq, a predicted model, not a curated record
GCGGCGGAUCACCCGUGAUAGCAGCCUGGCCGAAGUCACCAGCAGAUUUCUCGUAAGAGUCCGCAGGAUCGCCAAUCCCAAGUGGUUCACCCUCGCCGAUCGCUCUCGUUUGCCCGGGAAGCCCGUUAACCUCUGGUUAACCCGUCCGUCGAUUACUCAACUACUUUACUACUAUCGCCGUACGUCGUAGCUUCUCUUGCUAUCGUUAAGCGUUCUACACCACCAGCGUUCUGCAUCAUCACGGACUCAUACACGCGUCUUCGUAUCGGGCUCAGGGUCGCGGCCUCGUCCCACCUCGCCUCGCCUCGCCUCGCUUCGCCUCGCCUCGCCUCGCCUCGUUUCACCUCGCGACUCGCGUCAGUCAACAGCAGCAGCAGCAGCCGCGGCGUACAUAAUUUCUAUUCGUCGCGUCGUCGCCGUUGCGCCUAGUCGCUCUGUCGCUUCUCGCGAUACGCCUUCAUGACGCACGAGCUAAUCGUAGGUCAUAAUGUCAGCGGCACACUCGCGGUGCGCCGCUGCGAUGACACUGUACGCAUCCGAUGAAAUUCGCAGGCAGGGGAUGACAGAUGACAGGAAACAGAUUAGAUCAUAAUAAUACGGCACAAAUAUUAAGUGAAAUAAAUGCAAAAUUACAACCAUUAUGCACGACCAUAAAAUGUAUAAAUUGCGAAGUUACUGGAGAGUUGUAUUGGAUUUUUAUGAGCACGGUGCAAGAUAAAACUGCUAGCUUUGUUUCUCAUUUUUCACAAGCAGAAUUAGCUCUCUUGCGAAAUGUAUAUUCAGAAAUUAUUACUUCUAACAAUGGUUGUGUAUCAAGUACAUUUUGCCUUAAUUUAUGUUCAUCAUUAAAUGCAAAACUGACUAAAACUGAUGCCGAACUAUUUCUACUUGAAAUGGUCGAUAAACAAUGGUUAUGCUGCAAGGAUGGUAAAUAUUACAUGGGAGUAAGAAGCAUAGCAGAAUUAUUGCAAUAUUUUAAAGAUACCUAUGAAGGAAAUCUUCAAAUUUGUACUUUAUGCAAACAGGAACUUUUUUAUGGUGAUAAAUGUAACAAAUGUGAUGCUAUUACACAUGUUCAUUGCCUCAAGAAUUAUGCAAGAAAUCAUAGUAGUUUGGGAUGUCCUAAUUGUCUUUUUUCUACUUCAAGACAGGAUCUUUCUAGUAGGUUUAACACUAGUACCAUGGAUGUUGAAGAUGCCUCACAGACGAGUAUAGAAAUACACGAGAUAGCACAGUCUAGUCAAACCAGACAAUUAAAACGAAAACAUAAGAAUGGGUUGAUGUAAGAUCUUUCGUUUAAUCAAUUAUACGGGAUUGUUUGGAAGAGAUGAAUGCCGCAAAUUAAAUAUUACAUUUAUUUUUAUUUAUAUAAAAUUAAGUUACUAUCUAUAUACAGUAA